AAGAGUGUCAGUAAGACCCAGGUGUAAGUUACCAAUUUACCAUUCCACUAUUCGGGUCUACAACAUUCAACAAUAACUGCUUAUCUUGCUCUGAUUCACUUUGGGCGAAAUUCGAAAACCAUUUCCACCCAGCUUCGCAAUAUAGAAUCAAAGCAAACCAAACCAAACCAUGGCAGUGAAGAUGAACAAUGCUACUAAUUUUCUUUCAUAAAAUCUUCAUUCUAGUUUCUGAAAUUUCUUGUUUUCACUGGGGUUUCAACAAGAUGAUGUCUCCUAAACCAAAUUCUGAGGAUCGUCACUCUAUUUAUUCCAGGCAAACACCUCUAAGAAUCAUACAUUUUGCUGGAAAUUUUAUGCGAAUAUGGUCAAUAUAUUCUAUGUACCUGUACUUUAUGCAGUCGGAAUCUUCAGUAGUGCUUUUUAUCUUCAGUUGCAUGGUGCCAUCAUCUAUCGUCUUGUUAGCUCUGCAAAAACCUUGGAGAGGAAGGCCACUGUCCAAUGCUCAGAUUGUUCCCUCCAUGAUAAAUGGAGCCAUAACAGCGUUGUAUUUCAUCCUUUGGGUGAAAGGGGUGAAAGCAUGUGGCCCUCUUCGAGCAAUUCUUGCAGAGUACUCCGGUGCUGUCCUUGGAGUAGUAUCUGCAGUUCUUUAUGGACGUAAGGGUCAUAUUUGGAAGAAGGUUGGUGGGUUUGUAGCAAUGAUAGCGUCUCUCUAUUUCUUAUCUCAAGGAUGGGCCAUGGCAACUUAUUCUCCAUUUACAUUCCGAGAAAACCAGGAUAUGGAUUCUCAGAAGGAAAAUGUAUUGGGAAUGAGGGAAAUGGCUGUUCCUAUGUUUGCAGGAAUAUUAUCAGCUUUCAGAAGAGUAAUUACACGGCGCAUUUCUAUUAAGAAUCAGCUUAAAAGGCGUCUUCAUGCCAUUACCAUUGCUUCUGCUACAUGCUUCAUGUUUCCAGUUGCCAUGUGGGACAUAAUAUUGGGAACAACACCUGAUGGCAAUAAAGAAUUUACCUUUUCCACAUGGCCUUAUAUCAGCACCAUCAUUUUUGGGGUUAUUUUGAUAUUCUAUGUUGAGAAUAUCGCAGAAGAAAGGUUGCACAUGGUUUUCUCAUCUCCCAAACAUCUUAUGGUGGCCGGAGGAUGUAUCAUUGUAAUGGAGAUAAUGUACAAAAUGGACUUUUCUCUGGCUGGAUUCAUUAUUUGCUGUGUAGUUCUUGGUUUUGGGAUAUAUGAAGCCACUUCUUUAGAACGUCCACGGAGAGAUUCCCAACAAGCUUCGGAUUAUUCAGAUAAUCUGUUUGAGGACCCGGUUCAGAUAUCAUCUUUACCAACUUAAAGGGCUACUUCGCUGGACGAUCCUUCCUACUUGUGCAAUUGUGUUAUUCAUUUAGAAAUCAACGUGUUUGAAGUCGGAAGUCAACUACAGCUCGUGAACAUUCAUGAAAAAGUUAGAUUUUGAUCGUGGCCGAUAAAACAUAGAAGCUCAAAAUGAACUUGCUGGAGCAAAUAAGGUAAAUUCUCAUGCUCGUCCAUCAGCAUUUAUAGGUUCUCGUUGGGAAAGGCGUGUUAACAACAAUCGAAGAAAAUGUGCAUUAUUUGAUGAAGAGAAUACCCUUUGCUGCAGAACAGUUUAUAGGACUCAAAAUUGUUAUUCAUAGCUAAUUCUUUCCAAUAUGAAAGGAACAAAAGGAAAAUUGAUCUUGUUUUUUGAAUCUUUUCCUAUAUCUUUGUUGCAAUUGUGUUUAGCUUUCGUGAUGUUAUCCCAUUAUAUCUAUGAAAGGAAAUUCGUGAUACUUACGCCCAUUUAGGUAUGCCUUAUGGCAUGUUCCGAAUAGCGUCUACUCCCCACCCCGGGAAUGGCCUCGUGAUCAAUGAUAACCGUCAAUUUUUCGCCCCCUCGCCUAAGAUAUGUUCAUGGUAAGAUUUUCGGGCCUCUUGGUCCUGACCUAAAAUCAUGGCUUGGGCACUACUCAUUGAGUUAUAUUUUUAAGGGUCAUAAUAAAGAGAAAGGAACAACAAACCCUUGUGAAAAAUCCGAGUA
Molecule: messenger RNA, 2036 nt
Organism: Amaranthus tricolor (Joseph's coat)
Lineage: Eukaryota; Viridiplantae; Streptophyta; Magnoliopsida; Caryophyllales; Amaranthaceae
Exons: 11
Coding region: 189-1331 (380 amino acids)
Source: RefSeq, a predicted model, not a curated record